AUGGCUGGGUUGGAACUUAAGUUCGCGAACGUGAUUUUUCGUCAUGGAGAUCGAGCUCCGGAGAACGAUCCCUACGAAUCAUUUCCAACGAGUCCAUAUUCAGAAUCGAAUUUCCAUCCUUAUGGUUACGGACAAUUGACCAAUAAAGGAAAACAGCGUGCAUAUGAUCUUGGCAGACACAUUCGUAAACAAUAUGGCGAAUUCUUGGGGGAUGUAUACGAUCCAAAUGUUGUAUUCACACGCAGCACUGAUUUGGACAGAACCAAGAUGUCUCUGCAAUCGGUGAUGGCUGGUAUCUUCUCCCCUCCAGCUGAAAUAAAGUGGAGUCCAGAAUUGAAUUUAGAAAAUAUUGAAUUGAAUUACCUGCCAUGGGACAGAGAUAUCCUCCUGCUGCCCGUCGUCAGUUCAAAAUUCAAAGAAGCGUUGUGCGCCGUCGAGAAUCUCCCCGAAGUGCGGAAGGAAGUAGAAAAAUUCCAUGGCUUCCUGGAGGAUCUCUCCAGAUGGACUGGCAGCAAAAUCGAGACUAUGAAAAAUUGUGGUAGUGUUUAUCAGGGUUUAUCAGCAUUACAAUCCAUGGAACUUGAGCUUCCUGAAUGGGCAGCUGGAAUCUUUCCCAAUGGGAUGCUGUCAGAUGCUGCUUAUCUGCAUUAUCGAAUCCAGAGUUACAGUAGAAGAUUGAGAGCUUUGAAUGGAGGAAUGCUUCUGAAGAACUUCACGGAGAGUAUGUUGGCUGCAGUUAAAAGAGAUGCAUCAUCACAACGGAAAAUUGUAUUACUGAGUGGUCACGACACAAAUAUUGCUGGUCUUUUAGCUAUUCUUGGGGUUUAUGAAGCCCAUGUGCCAGAAUAUUGCAGCGCAAUCUUCGUUGAUUUACUGGCGAGGAAUGAUGAACACUUCGUCAGCGUGAGUGUCAAUCCUCCAUUGAUCCAUUAUUAUUCGGGGACUUCAGCAAAGCGAACAGCACUGCGACUACCCGGUUGUGAAGAACUAUGUCCUCUGAAGACUUUUAUAGAACUAUUCAGUGAUGCUCUACCCACAGGAAUGCUGCUGAAGAACUUCACGAAGAAUAUGUUGGUUGCAGUCAAAACAGAUGCACCGUCACAACAAAAAAUUGUAUUACUGAGUAGUCACGACACAAAUAUUACUGGUCUUUUAGCAAUUCUUGGGGUUUAUGAAGCCCAUGUGCCAGAAUAUUGCAGCGAAAUCUUCGUUGAUUUACUGGCGAAGAAUGAUGAACACUUCGUCAGCAACUUCACGAAGAAUAUGUUGGUUGCAGUCAAAACAGAUGCACCAUCACAACAAAAAAUUGUAUUACUGAGUAGUCACGACACAAAUAUUACUGGUCUUUCAGCAAUUCUUGGGGUUUAUGAAGCCCAUGUGCCAGAAUAUUGCAGCGAAAUCUUCGUUGAUUUACUGGCGAAGAAUGAUGAACACUUCGUCAGCAUCCAUUAUUAUUCGGGGGCUUCAGCAAAGCGAACAGCACUGAGACUACCCGGUUGUGAAGAACUAUGUCCUCUGAAGACUUUUAUAGAACUAUUUAGUGAUGCUCUACCCACAGGCGCAGUUAAAUUCGGUGCAGUCAUGCCUGAAGCCCCGAAGAUUUUCCGACAAUCUGCCCUAGUUUUGGAUAAAUAUGUUCAGAGUGUCGUUUUGAUUGUCUGUGUUAUCAUAAUGUCAGUUAUUAUUUGUUAUUCCAUAGCUUUUCUUGUGUCGUCCUUCGGGGAGACAGAAGGAUUUGAAUACAAGCUCGUGGGCGUGAUUUUUCGCCAUGGAGAUCGAACUCCGGAUAAUCAUGACCAUGAAGUUUUUCCAACGAGUCCAUAUUCUGAAUUGGCUUUCUAUCCUUACGGCUAUGGACAAUUGACCAAUAGAGGAAAACAACGUGCUUAUGAACUUGGCUUACACAUACGCGAUAAAUAUGAUAAAUUCUUGGGGGAUAUAUAUCAUCCUCAUGCAGUAUUUGCGCAGAGUUCUUAUUACGACAGAUCAAAAAUGUCUCUGCAAAUGGUGAUGGCAGCUAUCUUCCCGCCAGCAGCUGUUCAAAUGUGGAAUUCAACAUUGAAUUGGCAGCCAGUUGUCAUGAAUUAUGCACCACGUUAUCGAGAUAAUCUGCUUGCCAUCAUCAACUGCUCAAAUUUUGUGGAGGAGCUCUACAGCGUACUGAAACUCCCCGAAGUUGAAGAGGAAUUAGAAAAAUUAAGUGACCUUCGGAAGGAUCUCUCUGAAUGGACAGGGGUACCAAUGAAUAAUCUACUCGAUUUAGGCUACCUUUAUCACGGUUUAACAGCUUUACAGUCCAUGGGGCUUAAGCUUCCUGAAUGGACUUCUGGCAUCUUUCCGGAUGGAAUAUUAUCGGAUGUUACCGUUAUGGGGUAUCGAUUUAUCAGCUCCACUCCAAGAAUGAAAACUUUGGUUGGAGGAAGGAUUUUGAAGAACUUCAUAGAUAUUAUGCGGGCUGUAAUGAAAGGUGAUGGUGAAUCAAAACGAAAAAUGAUAUUGCUGAGUGGUCACGAUCUGAAUGUCUCCUCUCUCCUAUCAAUUAUCGGUUAUAAACCUCAUGUGCCGGAAUAUUCGAGUGCAGUUUUCGUUGAAUUACUGGCGAACGGUGGUAAUUAUUACAUCAGCGUUCAGUACUAUCUGGGGAUUCCGCCGAAGACAAUACCAAUAAAAAUACCUGGUUGUGGAGAAGUAUGCCCUUUCAAUAAGUUUAUCGAAUUAUUCGGGGGCGUCCUACCCACGGAGGAGGAUUUGGUGUGUUGAAAAUGAGGGAUUGUUAGGAGACUGAUGUAUUAAGAGUUAAUUGAAACUAUGAUGAUUAAAAAGUUUGACAUUUGUAA
Diachasma alloeum is the source of this 2837-nucleotide messenger RNA. RefSeq lists its product as uncharacterized. The record is from RefSeq and is a predicted model, not a curated record. Gene Ontology annotation, biological process: dephosphorylation. The transcript has 15 exons. Lineage: Eukaryota; Metazoa; Arthropoda; Insecta; Hymenoptera; Braconidae. The coding region runs from base 1 to 2760 and encodes 919 amino acids. Gene Ontology annotation, molecular function: phosphatase activity.